Molecule: messenger RNA, 2679 nt
Organism: Necator americanus (New World hookworm)
Lineage: Eukaryota; Metazoa; Nematoda; Chromadorea; Rhabditida; Ancylostomatidae
Exons: 21
Coding region: 1-2679 (892 amino acids)
Source: RefSeq, a predicted model, not a curated record
AUGUCCCUCAUACUAUCGCUGCUUUUAUUGAUUCUUAUACGAAUAGGUGAAGCAUGUAUGCCCGGCUAUGAAGCGGAAAGAGACAAGUUGAGAGAACAUCUCGGCAUCGAAUGGGUUCCGGGUGGAUUGAAAGAGAACUCAUACAGCGAUGAUAAGACAAUCCGGCAUGCGUCCGAUCUCGACUGUAACUUUGCGGAACCGAAAAAAUGCAAAUGGAAGAACGUCGAAGACAAAUGGGGACUGGACUCGUUGGAUUUCUACCUCUUCGAAAAAGUCGACUUCACCGAGUUUCCAGCGUUACGUGUAGGUCCUGGACCCACAAAAGUCCACCAAGGAGAGAAAAUGAUUUUCACUGGCGACAAGAAAAGAGAGGAACAGCACGCGAUUUAUUUGUCCUCGUUAAUCGGCUGUCAAAAUGCAACUGGAAACCUCACAUUCACAUACUGGGCAUAUAACAGUGCACAAGUGGAAGUUGUGCUGUUUGAGGAUAAGCCUGGAGGAGGAUACAAAAUGUUGCCAGAAAAACCCUAUGUCGAUUGUGGAACUGUAAAGAUGAACACAGAAUGUCAUGCUGAUAUUCCUGCGCGAGAAACACCUUUCAGAAUUGGUAUUCGUGCUUACGACAUGUCUAGUCAGGAAGGUUCUUUCGUGAUGUUGGAUAAUAUCCUGUACACGGCAUCUUUAUGCAGAGUAGCCAUCGAUAUGGGCGAUGGAUUUACUGCUAUUCCACUGCGCUCCUCAGCAACAGGGAAACCAAUCCGAUCUGCCGCUGAUCUCGACUGUAAGGAUUUCGACGCUUGUCGUUGGAGAGCUGGUGGCGAAGCGGCUAAGCCAUGGCAAGCAUCAUCAUCAUCGCUUCCACAAGAGUUGAUAUUUAACACCACUGGGAACUAUGUGGGUCCUGAAGGUACCUACAGUGUACUGUACAUUGAACAGGACACAAAGGGACCUCUCGACUAUCUUCGUUCUGAUCCAAUCAAUUGUCAGAGUCAAACAGAAAACACACUCUCGUUGAGAUUCUGGAAAACAAAAGAAGUUGAGCUUGAGGCUUGCGCUAUGACUCUAAUGGACGAAGAGAUUGAAUGUCAUGUUCUACCAUCAGAAAUGAGUCCUGCGCCUGUCUCUGUGUCGUUCGCCAAUGCUGCGAAAAACUUUGUGAUCACUCUUCGAGUGAAAUCGUUCAAUCCGGAUUUCGACUCAUUGGUUAUCAUCGAUGACAUCUCCUACCGAGCCACAUUGUGCAGUGACGCGCUCAGUGUAUUUGACCUCGGCGAACACUUCCUCAGCACACCAAUGCUGAGUCUAUUGCUGAACAGGAACGUGAACUCCGCAAAGGAACUAUCUUGCGAUUUCUCGAGGAGGGCAGCAGAUUGCGUAUGGGGAUCAACCGAAUCCACGACAGGAAAUGAGGAUACGGAAAUAGCUGAGAAUCAAUGGAUGGUUGGACAUGGUCCAUUAAAUCAGGAAAAGUUCUACUCACUCACUGGACUCAAUAAUUUGCCAGAUGGAGAGUUCGCGGUUGCUCGAAUGGAAACCGGCGGAUCCACGAUGUUACUAUCCGAAGUGAUUCGAUGUGUUCUCAACGAAGUCAGCAUUCAGUUUAAUCUCUGGCUCACUGGAACUGCAAAAUUGCAGGUAUGCCUAGCGGAUGAGUCAGCACCUUCAUUGCUGGAUUGUCAACCGGCAUCUGCAGGUCCGGUGGUCGUGGACCUCCCUAGGAUCGAGAGACCAUUCCGAAUUGCUCUUCGAGCAGAGUCUCCUGACCAGGGGAUGGUGAUAGUCGACGACAUCAAAGUCCAGACGGACAAUGUUGCGCAACUAAGAGGAUCGAAUACCAGCACGGAGACUGACGAAACCAAUAUCGGUAGUCACAAGUGCAACGUUGGCUGUGCAAAGAUUAACUCGUCAGUGAAAUCCAUGCACCUGACAUUCGUCGAAGUCGUCGACAAGCGCUGCAUAGAAGUGAUUACUUGGAGGAAUAUCUUUCUUGAAGGAGCCAUUCGAACCGAUAUGUGGAAUGAUUACAAAUUUGUGAAUCUCAUCUGCAGCCAGAGAAGAUUCGCAGACAGCACAGUUUCAAUGGAGAUCCUUGGGUAUGAUUACUUCUUCGAGACUUUGUGGGAUUGGGAGAAAGCAAUAGCGAGAACCUUCAACGAACUGUGGCAGGGAGAACUGUGCCCUUCGGUGCUUCGACAGUAUUCGUCAAAAUCCUACCAUACUCUGGCUGAUCAACCGGAUCCAAAUGCUUGUCGACUUCUUUCUUGUGAUUUCAGUCGAGGUCACACUUGUCUCUACGAUUCCAGUCGUCUUCAGAAUAGCGCCCGUCACGAGGUUAUAAAUCGGUCGGUUGUGUCACGAUUAGAUGCUUUUCACACCAUAUCUAUACUAGAAUCGCCGAUUUUUCAUCUGAACACCAUUGCUCGAUUACAUUUCAAUUAUAUGUUGGAGGGCGAAGUAAUUCUCUUCGUCUGCAAUGACAGUGCGAACAAAGAGUUGGAGAGUUGCUUUAAAGUGGAAGGACGGCAAGGUGAAGACUACAUAGAAAUGCUACCAAGUGACACUAAGGUGUACUUGAUAGCGAAGUUGUCAGAAACAUCCAAUGUAACUUCUACGAGAUCUGGUAGAUUUACGAUCCAUAGGCUUCAACUCACGGACACGUCAGACAUCAACGCUUGUUGA